Emiliania huxleyi CCMP1516 is the source of this 720-nucleotide messenger RNA. RefSeq lists its product as hypothetical. NCBI's taxonomy places the organism in Eukaryota, Haptophyta, Isochrysidales, Noelaerhabdaceae. The record is from RefSeq and is a predicted model, not a curated record. Bases 1 to 720 code for a protein of 239 amino acids. The transcript has a single exon. Gene Ontology annotation, biological process: glutathione metabolic process. Gene Ontology annotation, molecular function: glutathione transferase activity.
AUGCAGCACGCCGCUGCCGCGCCGGCCUCGGUCCUGUCUGGCUGCAAGCUUUCCUACUUUGGAAUCCCAGGUCGGGCAGAAGCGAUUCGCCUCUCCUUGGCCAUUGGCGGCGUCGACUUUGAGGACAAGCGCAUUCCCUUUCCGGAGUGGGGCAAGGUGAAGCACACGACUCCGUGGGCCACCGCCCCUGUGCUGGAGCUCGCCGACGGGUCGGAGCUUGCUCAGGCGCGGAGCAUCUUGCGCUUCGUCGGCAGGCAUGCCGGCCUGUACCCGGCCGACCCGCUCGCGGCGCAGCGAGCGGACGAGCUGAUGGACGCACUCGAGGACCUCGGCGCGAUCGUGACCAGCGUCGGCCAGGGCCUCCCGAAGGAGGAGCAGGAGGCCGCGCGCCGAGCCGCAGUGCCGGAGGGUGGGUCGGUGUACGACUUCCUUGCGAGGCUCGAAAAGUUCGUCGCAGCGCACGGCGUAGGCGGCCACGCGGUGGGCGACGAGCUCGACGUCGCGAGCAUCCUGACGUUCACCGCGCUCGGCAGGCUGGUCGGCGGCGUCUACUUUGGUGUCCCUCCCACAGCAUGCGACCCCUUCCCGCGCCUCCAGGCGGUUCGGAAGACCGUGGGCGCCCACCCUGCUGUCGUCGCGUGGUACCGGGCGCGGGUUGCGCAAACGUCGCUGGAGUCGCUCUCGCCCGCGGAGCGGGUGCUAGCGGGAGGCGCGACAUGA